AUGGCUUCAAAAAAAUCAGCAUCACUGGCCCUCUUUUUUGCACUCAACAUUCUCUUCUUUUCCCUUGUCAGUGCUCGUGCUUCCUGCCCUUCCCCCAAGCCAAAACCAAAUCCCACUCCCUCUCCAUCUCCUUCUGGAGGAGGCAAAUGCCCCAGAGAUGCCCUUAAAUUAGGUGUAUGUGCUGAUGUGCUUGGUUUGGUCAAUGUCACCAUUGGUUCACCCCCCGUGCAGCCCUGCUGCUCCCUCAUCCAAGGCCUUGCUGAUCUUGAGGCUGCUGUUUGCCUUUGCACAGCCAUCAAAGCUAACAUUUUGGGCAUUAACCUUAAUAUCCCAGUUUCCCUCAGCUUGCUUCUCAACGUCUGCUCAAAGAAUGUUCCCUCUGGCUUCCAAUGUGCCUAAUCACUUUUAUAAAUUCUUUCUCUUCAUGGUGUUGCGUGGUUUGAAGUUCUAAUUUCCAAUAUGCAGUGAUCAGUAUUUAAU
Messenger RNA from Durio zibethinus, 480 nucleotides. RefSeq names its product 14 kDa proline-rich protein DC2.15-like. NCBI's taxonomy places the organism in Eukaryota, Viridiplantae, Streptophyta, Magnoliopsida, Malvales, Malvaceae. The record is from RefSeq and is a predicted model, not a curated record.